Molecule: messenger RNA, 3127 nt
Organism: Penicillium cataractarum
Lineage: Eukaryota; Fungi; Ascomycota; Eurotiomycetes; Eurotiales; Aspergillaceae
Product: WD repeat protein
Exons: 8
Coding region: 80-3127 (1015 amino acids)
Biological process (GO): protein deubiquitination; double-strand break repair via homologous recombination
Molecular function (GO): ubiquitin binding
Source: RefSeq, a predicted model, not a curated record
ACCGUGUGAUCGGCCCUCAAAAGGCAGAUAAGCUCCGCAUCUCCUCCGCAAUUCCCUUUCCCACGCUACAACUGCAUGUAUGGCACGGAAACUAAGCCACCAGAGGGUCACGUACGUGCUCCCUCUGCCUGAUGCCCCCGGUGGGCACCGGCUGGGGGUCAACGGCCUGACCGUCGACCGUCAGAACUCCAUCUUGUACUCCGCUGGUCGCGACGGUGUCAUUUGCUCGUGGGACCUUGACUGCUCUCUUAGUACUCUUCACGCCUCGAAUCCGUAUUCCUCGUCCAAUCGCAAGCCUGGCCCGACUCGCUUCAAGACCCAGGUCCAGGCCCAUAGCCACUGGAUCAAUGAUAUCGUCUUAACCCAGGAUAACUCGGCAGUCGUCUCAGCCUCGUCGGAUACCACCGUUCGACUAUGGCGGCCACACUCCGAGUCCACGGAUGUCCCUGAACGCAUCGGAAAACAUAGCGAUUAUGUCAAAGUGCUCGCGACUCCGGGCGGCCAGGCUAGCUGGGUUGCGUCGGGCGGUCUGGACCAUAAGCUUUACUUGUGGGAUCUGAAUGGCGGCGGUGAGAUGUUGAGCAUCGAUGCUGCUGGAGACGAUACGACCGAGAAAGGAUCCGUCUAUGCCUUGGGCGCGGUGAAUUCCGUGCUUGCGAGCGGCGGGCCCGAGAACGUGGUCCGAGUGUGGGAUCCCAAGUCUGGGAAACUCGUUACCAAGUUCGUUGGUCAUACGGAUAACGUUCGGGAUAUCCUGGUCAAUGAGGCUGGUGAUACGAUUAUUACCGCCUCGUCAGACCAGACGAUCAAGGUCUGGUCGCUCACCGCGGGUCGCUGCAUGAACACCCUAACUAUGCAUAACGAUAGCGUUUGGUCUUUGUACUCGGACGAACCGGACCUGUCCGUGUUAUACUCUAGUGAUCGCUCUGGCUUGGUUGCCAAGACUGAUACUCGUGGUUCCGCGGAUGUCGAGCAGGGCACCUGCGUUGCAGCUUUACAGGAACAUGAGGGUGUCGUCAAGGUUGUGGCAGCUGGUGAUUUCAUCUGGACAGCUACGCCCAAGUCGAGCAUUAACCGCUGGAGAAAUGUGGAUACUACGCUUGAGAUUGAGGCACCUCCAGACCCGGCACGAACUAUCGACUCGACCGCAGCUGCGCCGGAGAAGCCGACUGACAAAACACCCAAGAAGAUUCCUUUCAAUGCGGUGCUGCAAGUGUCCGCUACCUCCGAGCUGCUACGUCCUGCUUCGCCUUCUAGUGGACACUCUGGCGAAACAGGACUCGAGAAUGAAAUUGGCCUGACCAUUCCAGUGCAUUCCUUGCCCGAGGAAACCAUCGAGGGCCAACAUGGUCUGAUCAAGUGCUUGAUGCUUAAUGAUCGCAAACGAACUCUGACUCAAGACUCCGCCGGAGAAGUCGUGCUCUGGGACCUGCUCAAGUGCAUUCCCGUUCAAACAUUCGGCAAGCGUCAUAUUGAGGAUGUGGCUACCGAAAUCAACACCACUGAGAACAUAUCCCAUUGGUGCACGAUUGACAUCCGGACGGGCAGACUAUCGGUAAUUCUCGAGCCGAAUCGCUGCUUUGAUGCCGAGGUCUACGCGGAUGAGGCCGACCUGCCUGCAUCUGACCUAUCACAGUUCCGGGAGGACCAACGAAUCAACCUUGGAAAAUGGAUCCUGCGCUGGUUAUUCGCCCCGCUGGUGGACGAAGAGAUUCGACGUGAUAACGAAUACCGCGAGACCGCCAUCGCCAAAGCAGAGGAGCUUGCCAAACUCAAUCCUCCUAGCACAUCCGCCCCUGGUGACGAUAUUCCUCGUAGCGUUGGCAUUCCCAUUCACAACGACGCUUCUUCGACCACUUUGCGUCCUGGGAUGGACUUCCCCGGGAGCCCGGCGACUCCAGGUUUUGGCAUCAACAUUGGCACGCCCGCGUCUGCUACAUACCUGAGCACGUCUAUGCAGAGUAAUUCUCACUUCCCAGCCUUCGAUGCUGAGACUCCGGAUGCUCUACCCUCAAUGCACCCACAACACGACGGAGGACCAUCGUCCUUCUCGGAUAGAUCCGACUACUUCUCCUCCCGGCAGCCACAGGUCGAGACCGAGAAACCUCCAAUGUCCCCGUCUGAGGUCGCUCCCAACUCUGGACUUCCCCAGUCUCCAGCCGAGCCUGACAAGGAAGAGCGGAAGAAGGGAUCGUUCUUCGGAAAGAAGUUGAACUUCCCGAAGAAGCUUGGGCGCACUUCCACCGAUACCAAGCCUCCAAUCCUGGAGGAGAAGCCUGAGGAGUCUGAGAUUUCGUCUGUCAAGGAAGAGAAGGUCUACGAUCCUAAUAUUAGCGGAGUCAUUGAUCGCAUCCAUGAUGAUUACGAGGAGUUCCUGUCUAACAAUCCCGGUCGGGACUUGGUGACGGCGAUUACUCCCAGUCUGGAUAACGAGACUCCUCGGUUGGAUAUUCCUCCCCGGACUGCGGUGUUUAUCCAGGAGGAGACUGGUGAUACUGCCGUGGCUUCGGAUCUGUACCGAGGUAGUGUGGGCAUCAUUGGACAGGACAUUGAACGGUUAGAGAAGGCCAUUCCUCACUGGCUUGGGGAGUUGCUCUUGAAGAACCAAAUCCCUUUCAAGGAGCAUGUGAAGAUAGCUUUCGUCUUGAAGCCAUUUGAUGAUUCUUUGCCACCAGUGGUGAAGCCCGAACCACCAAGCGCUACUACUGGCCCGGCCAAUGGUGUCAAUAAUAGCUCCCGGCUCAAUGCCAAUCGUAUGCUCCGAACGAAGAAGGUCCUUGCCUACGUGGCCGAGCGCAUUGAUCCGCCGAACCCCGAUGAGCCCGAGGCUAACCAAAUGCCUCCCGAGGAAUACCUUGAGCUGUAUUGCCAGAAGAUACUCUGCCCGCCCAAUAUGACCUUGGCCACGAUCCGCACGCAUCUCUGGCGUACAUCGGGAGACAUGAUUUUGCAUUACAAGGCCAAUGGCAAAAAGCAGAUCUGUCCCCCUCGGUCCUUGAUGAACAUUGACGAAACCCAUCUCACUACGGGCGAAGCCAACGUCCCCAACGGUGACAGCACCGCACCAGCUGGGAGUAUUCACUCAUUGACCAACUCAGGAUCUGUUGCGGGCUCCGUCGCCACCUAG